This is a messenger RNA of Alligator mississippiensis (American alligator), 688 nucleotides long. Lineage: Eukaryota; Metazoa; Chordata; Crocodylia; Alligatoridae. The record is from the annotation of a RefSeq genome assembly.
AUAGCCAACCCGACACACCUAGGAUUCCAAGAUGCAAUAUCUCCCUUAAUAGAAGAGCUACUAUAUUUUCACGACCACACAUUAAUAAUCCUCUUCCUUAUUAGCUCCCUCGUAUUUUACAUAAUCUUCGCCCUAUUAUUCCCUAAACUAUACUACCCAAACACCUCAGACGUUCAAGAAGUAGAAGUAAUCUGAACCGUCCUACCAGCCAUUGUCCUCAUCUCAAUUGCCCUACCAUCACUACGCACCCUAUACCUCAUAGACGAAACCAAUAACCCCUGCCUGACUAUUAAAGUAACCGGACACCAAUGAUACUGAUCUUACGAAUACACCGACUUCUCAACACUCGAAUUUGACUCCUACAUAAUUCCCACACAAGAUCUUCCCCAAGGACACUUCCGCCUACUAGAAGUUGACCACCGCAUAAUCACCCCAACUAACUCAACCAUCCGAGUACUAAUUACAGCAGAAGAUGUACUACACUCAUGGGCAAUCCCAUCCAUUGGGACAAAAAUGGACGCAGUCCCAGGACGCUUAAACCAAGUUAUAAUUACACUUGCCAAUCCUGGAGUAUUCUACGGCCAAUGCUCUGAGAUCUGCGGGGCAAACCACAGCUUCAUACCUAUCACCAUAGAAACCAUCCCACUAAACCACUUCCAACUCUGAUUAGAAGAUUCUAUUCUCUCCU